This is a messenger RNA of Cercopithifilaria johnstoni, 2388 nucleotides long. The record is from the annotation of a GenBank genome assembly. NCBI's taxonomy places the organism in Eukaryota, Metazoa, Nematoda, Chromadorea, Rhabditida, Onchocercidae.
AUGGUUAUGAAAAGUGUCUCCUCACCAGUUGUUGUGGAAAAAACCAAGAAUGACAUGAGUUUCAUGUUUGCUCCUUUUGAAAUCACAUUAGCGCGGAAAUUUACUGCACGUGUAACUGAGAAAUUAGCCAAUGAUAUCUACUUGAUGAGAAAUACGGAACAACUGGCCGUUUUAUAUCAGUAUAUAGUGCGUCCAAUAAAACGCUUGUCGCCAUCGAUGUAUCUUGAUGAUACUCCUGGAGUAGCGUGCAUUGCUCGCGUUGCACGGCCAUGUAAUUUACCCAGAGUGAGUCGAUGUCGUCUUUACAGAGCUUUGGCCAGUCGGUUCAAUACGAAAGAUGGAACUUGUUCAGCUUUCCUUGUCGAUUACGGGCAAUACGUUGUUUGCGAUUCAUUUGCAAUAUAUGAUCUCAAUGGACAGCCAUCAGAUGUGCUAAAAAUGCCAGUAGCAGCAUUCAAAUUUGGGAUCAAAAAGCAACGAAAUAGAUACUUACGGAAUCUGGAAGUCGAUAAGGAGUAUAUUAUAUGCAUAACGACAUUUGCUGAUGACGGCGUUUGUUGGGGGAAGGUUGUACAAGCAGCGCAAUGUUCAGUAAUGCAGAAGACUUUCCCUGCAGCAAAUACGGAAGAUAUCUGCCAUAAUUUUAUGAAAGAUGAAAGUGACAAUAUAGCCGUAGCGUCAGUUGAACAAUCGAUCCAAAUUUCAGAAGAAAAGUUGCGAGAAAAGAAGGAACGAUUGCAAAUUGAAAGAGAAUUAUUUGAGAUGAAGAAAUCGAAAUUUGAGCAAGAAUGGACAUUACAAACUAUGCAAUUGCAAUUUGCUACUAUUCUGAAAAGAUUGGACACAAUAUCAAUGCCAUUUACACCUUCUGCUGCUGGUUGCUGCAGGUCAUUUCCAAAUGUCACAUCUUUACCUGUACAGGCUUGUAGUAGCCCAUUUCCAAGUAGGGAUGGUUGGAAUCCAUGCUCUUCACCCUCAACAUAUCAGACCUGGGCUCAAGCCCUAGCAGUAAACCCGUUACUGUCUGCUCCAUUACCGAACAAUUUAUUGUUUGAUCCAAUGGCAGUUCAACAACUACCUCCGGUAUACCCAAACCAACAAAGAAGGCUGAAUAGGAAUAUGCAUACUCCUACCGCAACCCAGACAAUGAAUUGUUGCUGUAUGCAUCCUAAUGUCGGUGAUUUUUCGGAAAUACGUAAUGGUUCAGUACCAUUGAUCACAGUUCCGGGUAACACACAACUGUCAUCACCAAUUUCAACUUUGGCUUCGCGCAAUGUAGGAAUUUGUCACUUUCGACCUAGUAAUAACGAAAUACCAGCAACGACUGAUGGAGAUUUGAACAAUAACUUUCAGCAACAAGAAGAAUAUAAGACGAAGCAGACUCUUCUGCAUAAAACGCAAUAUGGUGAACCACCGAUUCAUAUUUUGAACGAGUGUUACAACACAGCUAGGUCAGGAGCUUCAUCCGGCUUAGUUGGUACAAAAUGCGCUGUCGAACAUGUUGAACGAAGACUAGAAAGUAGUGAUCGAUUAAGUACCGGUGUCAGUGAAUAUUUUUCAGUACAACCUAUUUCACUCUCUGAAGAACAGGAGAAAGCAUUAUAUGUACAUCGUUCACUCGAUAGAAAUGGUUAUCUGAUGCAAAAAACAGGACGGCAGUACAAACCAGGAAUCUCGUAUUUUAGAAAUUCUCCAGCUUGUGAUGUUUUAGAAAUAGUAAGAAGCGAGGAAGAAGAUAAUCAAAAUAUAGCCAAUUUUAAUGCGGGAAAUUUGUCAACGGCCGUAUUCAACAGCGAGCGCUUAAUCACGACUUUAAAAUAUAGACCCUAUGUGCCGUAUAUAGAAGUGGAGGAACAGGCAAUAUAUACUGUAAAAAGAAGCGAUGAUGAUCGGUCAAAUCAAAAUUGGCCGCUGUUCUUUGUGCAAAUUCAAAACGAUAGAUUGUUGGAUAUCAUUGAUCAAUAUUUGGAUUGCCUAGCAGCUGUUGAAUCGUUACCGAAGGAAAAUAUCAAACUGGGUGCGCUAUGUGUUUCAUAUUGUCACACAUUUCAAGCAAUGUUUCGUGCAGUGAUUACAGCAAUGUAUAAUACGGAUGUGGAAGUGCUUUACAUUGAUUAUGGUAAUUAUGAGAGGGUUACCUAUAAUAAUCUUUACUCUAUCAAUGAACUGCCUACAAUAACAAGAAUGCAUCCAGCUACGGGAAUCCCUUGUUUACUAUCUGAUGUGCAUGAUAUCCAUAUAGGCUUUGAUAUUUGCGCAGAAAGUGACAUAUUUCGUUUAAUGAAUGCUGUUUCAUGCGAAAAACCGUUUUUCAAAUUGAAGUUUCUUCGUAAACGAACUGAUGGUGUGAUGAUUGUCCAGCUGGUUGAUAGCAGUGAAAAAUCGUAA